UUAGUCCCUCGCUUCCGACAAACAUGGCUACAGCCGCUGUCUCUACGCCGGUGAAGAUUGGCAUUAUUGGGGGGACUGGUCUGGAUGAUCCUGACAUACUUGAAGGCAGAACAGAAAAAUAUGUUGAUACGCCAUAUGGAAAGCCAUCAGAUGCCUUGAUUUUGGGAAAGAUAAAGAAUGUUGACUGUGUGCUCCUGGCCAGGCAUGGAAGACAUCAUACUAUUAUGCCUUCAAAUAUAAAUUACCGGGCCAAUAUGUGGGCGUUUAAGGAAGAGGGUUGCUCUCACGUGUUAGCAACUACUGCCUGCGGCUCCUUAAGAGAAGAAAUCCAGCCUGGAGAUAUUGUCAUGAUUGACCAGUUCAUAGACAGGACAACCAAAAGGCACCUGACUUUUUAUGAUGGGAACCAUUCGAAUCUUCUUGGAGUAUGUCAUAUUUCAAUGGCGGAACCUUUCUGUGCCAAAACUAGAGAAGUUCUCAUGGAUAUUGCAAAGAAGCUUGGGAUCAAAUGCCACUCAAAGGGGACGAUGAUCACAAUUGAAGGGCCACGUUUCAGUUCCCGGGCAGAGAGCCUGAUGUUUCGCAGCUGGGGGGGAGACGUUAUCAACAUGACUACUACCCCCGAAGUCAUUCUGGCAAAGGAAGCCGGCCUCUGCUAUGCAAGUAUCGCUAUGGCAACAGACUAUGAUUGCUGGAAAGAGCAUGAAGAAGCGGUUUCAGUGGAUAAGGUGCUAAAGACGCUGAAGGAAAAUGCAAAUAAAGCAACUAGUCUACUGCUUACUGCUAUACCUCAGAUUGGUUCCAUGGACUGGACAGAAACCCAGCACAACUUAAAAAAUGCCGUGCAGUUGUCUGUCAUGCUACCAAAACAUUGAAAACUUAGGAAGAUUUUUCUGAAGCUGUUCCCAAACGAGAACAUCGGUAUUCAAAAAACUGACAAGUACCCUGAAAGAAUACAGCUAAAACCUGCAACAUUUUCAUUCUUGUCUGCUAAUAAAUUCCUCGUUUUGGAAGCAGAAAUCUUGGAGAGGCUGAGAGUCUGUUGGUAAUGAAAGCUGACAAACCACGGAAUAGGAAUUUGAUACCAAAUAUUGAACCGUUACGCUCGAUACACUUUGGUAAAGAAAUCGAGAUGCCAAGGACUACGUUUCUGGUUCAUGUAGUCUCUCAUCACUCAGUCAAAAGAUGUCAAGGCAAAGGCAAGGUUAAUAGGUGUGCUCUUCACUGGUCUAAACAGAGUGAAUCUCAGAAAGCAGGUCUGCAGGUCAGUUGCAGUGCUGUCUGUUCUUUCGAUAUCAUUUUUUAAAAAAAUUAGUAAAGAAAUUUUUUUAGUAGCGAUUAAUGUAGUUUUCUUCGAUCAUGUUUUAUUUUCAAACACUUUAUAGUCUUUUUUGGGGGGGUUUCAUGUAAAAAAAAAAAUCGCUUCCACACGUGCAUUUUCAUUGGGAAUUUUUCAGAACACAAGGGCAUAAUUCUGCUUGCUCAGCGUGUGGGUACCAAGGUGUGGGGUGGUUCUGUGAAAAGCUCUACAUGUUAGGCCACACUCGCUGUUGCUAUGCUGGUGCCCCUCCCCACGCUUUCACAGGCAUGUUCAGUCACAACCCAACUGCUCACUUGAAUAGGAAGACCUUUCAUGCCUCAUGCUGAUUCAGUGACUACCUUCUGACCGCCGCCCCCCUCCCAGUCCACAAGCUUUUCUCAACAGAAGUGGCCAUGGGCUGGCAUCCAGGUGGGAGGCAGUUGCCGAUUGCUUUGCUGUGAGGUACCAAAGGGCCACCUGUUGAAUGCUGGGAUGAAUGCUCCCACUGUCUGUACAGGAUGUCAUGGCAGUCAGCAGCCCACGUGGCACAGGGAGGAGGACCAUUCUAGCCUCUAAUACUAGAGGACCAUUCUAGCCUUUAAUGGUCAUUUUUUGUCCUUAUUUCCAAAUGCAGGAUUGUGCGGGGUUUCAUCCCAAGCCUAUGGUUGUCAGAUUUUGCCCUCAUGCCUUAGCCAUCAAAGCAGUCUGCUAAGCGUAAGCCCUGUGGUUUCUCAUAGUGGUUGCACAGAUGCUGUGCUUAGAAAUAUUGUUCAGUAAUAACAAAAUUCAGUACCAAAACAUUUGAGCCUCAUUCUGGCAUCCUCUGCUGAGAAAUACUGAAUGAUGAGCUGCUACAUCUCUGGAGACUGUUUUGGUUUCAGUCUGACUAUUGAAGAACAGCUGGGAUGAUCAUAUCUAAUAUACACACGGAUGUAUUCAUGCAAUUUAUUUCUAUACUGUGUAUGCUGAAUGCCCACAUUUGCCUUCAAGAAAAGAAUGUGUUGCUGCUUGAUAUCAAAUAAAACCAAAUGUA
Messenger RNA from Gekko japonicus, 2333 nucleotides. It is a transcript of the gene MTAP, whose product is annotated as methylthioadenosine phosphorylase. The transcript is spliced from 8 exons. The coding region runs from base 24 to 875 and encodes 283 amino acids. NCBI's taxonomy places the organism in Eukaryota, Metazoa, Chordata, Lepidosauria, Squamata, Gekkonidae. Gene Ontology annotation, molecular function: S-methyl-5-thioadenosine phosphorylase activity. Gene Ontology annotation, cellular component: cytosol. Gene Ontology annotation, biological process: nucleoside metabolic process. The record is from RefSeq and is a predicted model, not a curated record.